CCUCACACUUUCCCUCAGCCUAGUAUCUCUUGCACCAUGAGCUUUCAGGACAUUGAAACGGGGCUAGCGCAGCGUCCAUACUCACCCAAUAACGGUGUACCACAGUCCCAGGAGGAAGCCGCGUUUCUCAGCCUGCAGUCUUCGCUUUCUCUCCAGGUGUUCAAGAUCAACUCGAAUGUGCAGGGUAUCCUGAAGCUUGUCGACCAGCUAGGCACGACCCGUGAUUCUGCGACUCUCAGGAAGUCCCUUCAUGACCUGACCGAAGCAACGCGCGCAAUGGCCAAGCGCGGCUCGGAUGACCUGAAGAAACUUGCAGCGCUACAAGCACCCCUACCUCGACACAAGACAUCUUUGCAGAAGACGUCGCAUGACUUCCAGCUCUCUCUUGUCGCCUUUCAACGUGCGCAACAAGUGAGCGCUGAGCGCCAGCGCACCGUUGUUCAUGGUGUGAAGAUUGCCGUAGAGGAGGAAGCAUCGCCUCAUGACCGGCCGUCCAGUCCGACGCCAUCCCAGCGUCAGGCUCUGAUUCUGCAGAAUCAACUAUCGCCGCAUGAGCUUGCGUUCCAGGAAUCCCUCAUCCAGGAGCGUGAGGCUGAGAUCCGGGAAAUUGAAACCGGCAUCCACGAGCUGCAUGAGAUCUUUCGCGACCUGGGAACGCUCGUUCAAGAGCAGGGUGGCAUGCUUGACAACAUUGAGUCGAACAUAUCAUCCAUUGCGGUCGACACUGCUGGCGCCGCGGAAGAGCUCACAACGGCGCACGAAUAUCAGCGGAAAGCCGGCCGACGCGCGCUAUGUCUGAUGCUCGUGCUUGUCGUUGUCGUCGCCGUUGUGCUCCUGGCAAUCCUAUCAUGACGACAUGUACCGACUAUCACUCAUACAUGAUCACACCGCUUUGCUCGAUUGCUCGAUGGAUAUGUUUAUGCCUUCAUGCCUGGUAAUUAUAGAUAUUUGUAUGCGGAUUGACAAUGCGGACAUUUG
Messenger RNA from Postia placenta MAD-698-R-SB12, 978 nucleotides. RefSeq lists its product as hypothetical. Gene Ontology annotation, biological process: Golgi to vacuole transport; intracellular protein transport; vesicle fusion. The coding region runs from base 37 to 852 and encodes 271 amino acids. Gene Ontology annotation, molecular function: SNAP receptor activity; SNARE binding. The transcript has 6 exons. Lineage: Eukaryota; Fungi; Basidiomycota; Agaricomycetes; Polyporales; Adustoporiaceae. The record is from RefSeq and is a predicted model, not a curated record. Gene Ontology annotation, cellular component: SNARE complex; endomembrane system; membrane.